AUGGAGGGCCUGCCCUUCCUCCCGGCCCCCGACCUCAGACAGAAGCCAUGUGCCCCUCAGACCAAGACCUCAGCUCCCCGAGGACUCCCCACCUUCCGACCCAUGGGACAGCGUCCUGCAGAGUACGUCCCUCAGAACCUGAGGAAAGGUGUGGGACGGCUCCUCAGGGUGCGGCCCAGGCAGCAGAGGCCUGAAGCCCCGGAGCUGACAGGCCAGACCCAGAGCCAGGGCACCUGCGUCCUCUGCUACCUGAGUGCAGACCCUCAGGCCCCGGCCCUCCCCAUCCUGAGAGGAAGGAUCUGGAGAGGAGGAGGGACUCAGCCUGACAGGCCCCACCCAGGGUUCCCAGGGCCCCCAGGUUUUGACCCUGGUUUCUGCACGCCACCCCCCGCCACUGGGGGACCAGGGCCCUCCCCUCUGCCCACGGUCCCUCACUCCUCCCUCUGCAUCCUCAGCGUGAAGCCAGCAGGACCGGGGCCCGCCGUCUGUCCACCCGAGGGAGGCCCUGCCCCUUCUGCCAAGGCCCCUAGACUCUCGGGAGACCCGGAUGCAGCAGUCCGCCGCACUGGCCGCGUGGCCCCUUCCCGCCCUGCGGCCUUCCCGGACUCACCCUGGGGCCCGACCUCGGUCCUCAGCUCCCUCAGACCCCCGCCGCGCAUUUCACCGGACGCACCCACCUGUGGCCACCCUCCCCGGGGGGGCCCCCAGGGCCGGGCCGCGGCAGGGCCCGAGUGGCUGGACCUGAGCGGGGAGGAGGAGGGCCCGGGCCCGUCCAUCUGGGGACCCCUGCCCAGUGCCCCGGGCCGCGGCGGGAGGGGCUCAGCGGGACGACGCUGUCCCCUGGCGGGGUCGCUCGGGGCUGCCGGCAUGGCGACCUGGCUCCUGGCGGACCCCCCGCACUCUGUGCUCCUCACGGGUGCGUUCUACCUGCACGCCUGGCGUCUCCCGACCGAGACCCGUCCUCCCACUCACGGAGGUCCCGGCGUCUCUCAGGCCUCCGAGGCGGAAGUCGGCGCUCGUCACAUCCGGACCCCACAGGAAGGGGUCCCUUAG
Zalophus californianus (California sea lion) is the source of this 1053-nucleotide messenger RNA. Its product is annotated as nascent polypeptide-associated complex subunit alpha, muscle-specific form-like. NCBI's taxonomy places the organism in Eukaryota, Metazoa, Chordata, Mammalia, Carnivora, Otariidae. The record is from RefSeq and is a predicted model, not a curated record. The transcript has 8 exons. The coding region runs from base 1 to 1053 and encodes 350 amino acids.